This is a messenger RNA of Fraxinus pennsylvanica, 1851 nucleotides long. The record is from the annotation of a GenBank genome assembly. NCBI's taxonomy places the organism in Eukaryota, Viridiplantae, Streptophyta, Magnoliopsida, Lamiales, Oleaceae.
AUGGAUCGGGCGCAACUAACAGUUGGUCCAGGAAUGGAUAUGCCGAUCAUGCACGAUAGUGAUCGAUACGAUUUAGUUCGAGACAUCGGGUCGGGUAAUUUCGGGGUUGCUCGGCUCAUGAGAGAUAAGCAAACCAAGGAGCUUGUUGCGGUUAAGUAUAUUGAGAGAGGCGACAAGAUAGAUGAAAAUGUUCAGAGAGAAAUUAUAAAUCACCGUUCUUUGAGGCACCCUAAUAUUGUUAGAUUUAAAGAGGUCAUUCUAACACCAACUCAUUUGGCCAUUGUCAUGGAGUAUGCAUCUGGAGGAGAGCUUUUUGAGCGAAUAUGUAAUGCGGGACGCUUCAAUGAGGAUGAGGCUCGCUUCUUUUUUCAGCAACUUAUAUCUGGAGUCAGCUACUGUCAUUCGAUGCAAAUAUGUCAUAGGGACUUGAAGCUGGAAAACACACUGUUAGAUGGAAGCCCUGCUCCAAGACUCAAAAUUUGUGAUUUUGGGUAUUCUAAGUCUUCAUUGCUGCACUCUCAACCAAAAUCGACUGUGGGAACUCCUGCAUAUAUUGCUCCUGAAGUGUUACUUAGGAAAGAAUAUGAUGGCAAGAUUGCAGAUGUAUGGUCCUGCGGGGUCACUUUAUAUGUAAUGCUUGUAGGUGCUUAUCCAUUCGAGGAUCCUGAAGAACCUAAGGACUUCCGAAAGACAAUUCAGAGAAUCUUACACGUUCAGUAUUCCAUUCCAGAAAAUGUUAAAAUUUCUGAGGAAUGUCAGCAGUUAAUUUCCCGGAUCUUUGUUGCAGACCCUGCACAACGCAUCACCAUUCCGGAGAUCCGAGACCACGUGUGGUUCCUGAAGAACCUUCCGGCAGAUUUAAUGGAUGAAAGGACGAUGGGAAACCAGUUUGAAGAGCCUGACCAGCCCAUGCAGAGUCUGGAAGUCAUCAUGCAGAUAAUCUCAGAGGCUACCAUACCUUCCGCUGGUUUAUAUAACCUGGACAUGAUGGAUGAUGACAUGGAAGACCUGGAAUCCGACCCUGAUCUUGAUAUUGACAGCAGUGGAGAGAAAAUUCAGGUGGAGUUGAACUCGGUGCUGGGAGAGUGUAGCUCAAGGUCUCGAAACUUGGCAUCAUCAUGCACACUUCACUUGCCGGUUAAGACUGUAUUCUCAUGCAGUAGAAGUUCAUUGGUUCUUCUCCCAAGUCUGAAAUGCCAGAAAUCAUUAGUAAACAUCCAGCCUUGCUCUCUUUCUGCUGCAUCAACACCACUUUUGAAAGGGGAACAAGGUAGCUUGUUACAUAAGAUACCGAAGUUUCCCUGGAGGCGCAAGUUUCUUUUGCCUGCAAGAGCAUCCAAGGAUGUCCCCUAUAGUUACAGAUACCCUGCUAUGACCAAGAAGCCAAAGUGGUGGUGGAGAUCUUUGGCAUGCCUUCCUUAUUUGAUGCCUCUUCAUGAGACAUGGAUGUACGCUGAAACAGCAUAUCAUCUGCACCCUUUCUUGGAAGAUUUUGAAUUAUUGACCUAUCCCUUUUUGGGAGCUAUAGGGAGAUUGCCUAGCUGGUUUCUGAUGGCUUAUUUCUUUGUUGCUUACCUUGGAAUAGUGAGGCGGAAAGAAUGGCCACAUUUCUUUAGAUUCCAUGUGGUUAUGGGCAUGCUAUUGGAGAUAGCUUUGCAGGUUAUUGGGACUGUGAGCCGUUGGAUGCCACUGGCUGUGUACUGGGGUAAGGUCGGGAUGCAUUUUUGGACGGCAGUCGCAUUUGCCUAUUUGUUCACAGUUUUGGAGUGUAUGAGGUGCGCUCUUGCAGGGAUGUAUGCCGACAUUCCAUUUGUCUGUGAUGCAGCAUAUAUUCAAAUUCCUUAUAAUUAA